This is a messenger RNA of Nicrophorus vespilloides, 647 nucleotides long. RefSeq lists its product as uncharacterized. The record is from RefSeq and is a predicted model, not a curated record. Lineage: Eukaryota; Metazoa; Arthropoda; Insecta; Coleoptera; Silphidae. The coding region runs from base 220 to 591 and encodes 123 amino acids. The transcript is spliced from 2 exons.
GUGCGCUCGGCGGCGGCAGCGACUAGACGUGCACCACCCCUCGCAACGGCCAUUCGGCACCGUUCGGAAGUGUCCGGCGUCGGCGUCGCGACGCGUUUCUCCCACCGACCAACGACGUCCAUCACUUUUCGACCAUCAUCAUCAACAAUAACAACAACAACAAAAACAACAACAACAACAACAACAAAACGAGGAGACUUUCAACUAGAACCAUCCGCCAUGCUUCUUAUAAGCAGCUGGUUGAGGCAAUGCCACCAUCAUCAUCAUCCAGAUGCAGCAGAAGCGACUGCGGCAAGGCCUGGGUCGGAUCCCUCAAUCCGCUUUGAUGAAUUUUAUGCGAUGCUCCCCGACGUAUUAGAUCGUCGUUCCGCGGAUUUUAAUGGCAUGUGGGAAAUUAAACCACAUAAACAUCAUAGGAACUUAUAUUCUCUCUCUCUACUCCCGGAUCCAAUCUUCGAGGCGCACAUAUAUAGGUAUAGAGAUAGAUGGAUAGAUGUGUUCUCUCCCCCACGACGAAACCCAUCGCCCUUCGGAACCUGCGACGUCAAUCGCACACUAAAACCCUAUCUACACUACAUUAAUUAUUAUUAAUUAUUCUUCAGACCCUUCCACCACUAUUUUUACCUAUUUUUAUUUCUACCCUAACA